Molecule: messenger RNA, 2739 nt
Organism: Paraphaeosphaeria sporulosa
Lineage: Eukaryota; Fungi; Ascomycota; Dothideomycetes; Pleosporales; Didymosphaeriaceae
Exons: 2
Coding region: 1-2739 (912 amino acids)
Biological process (GO): spindle assembly; meiotic cell cycle; microtubule nucleation
Cellular component (GO): equatorial microtubule organizing center; spindle pole; gamma-tubulin small complex
Molecular function (GO): gamma-tubulin binding; microtubule minus-end binding
Source: RefSeq, a predicted model, not a curated record
AUGUCCACACGCAAUCCCAAUGCCAGAAAUUCGACUGCUGCUGAGCGACGGUCCGCCAACCAUGCAGCGUCAACACAGAGGCCCCGCGUGCCUUCCCGAAGUCUGAGUACAGACACCCCAGACGAGAGGCGCACCUCGACGUCACAGACACGCAAACAGUCUGGAUCCGGCCUGGGCGAGCGGCGCGUAGAAAGGCGCGAGGUCAGAGAAAGAGAGAUCGAAGUGCGCCGGACGAGGAGCCCGCUCAAGCACACGUCGGAGAGCCGAGUCAAUGCGCGAACAAGGACAGAGAAGCCGGCGCGGGAAGAGAGGGAACGACCACGGACGGCAGAGCACGCAAGGACGAAGUCGGAACCGGAGAAGCCAUGGGAUCCUCGAGCCAGUCUCAUUCCGCAUACGACCGCCCCGCUUGCGACACGCAUUUCGAUACCUCCGCUUGCUUCGACGGCGCCGGCAACGCUGCAGCCUACGCCACUCGCGCAAUUAUCACUUGGCCAGCAGGAGAGUGCUAUAAUAGAGGACCUGCUCUUUGUCUUCAUGGGGUUUGAGGGGCAGUACAUUCGAUUCACCGAUUCAUACAACCCACACGAAGAGAAGGAACGCCUCGUUGGGCCGCACUUCCGCAUACUGCCUGGCCUAGAUCCGAGUCUGAGGGACCUGACAAAGUCAAUGUUGAAAAUGGCGACGCAUUACAUUGCGGUGGAAACUUGCGUCGAGGUGCUAAGCAGGGAAGAGUACGGCUCGGUCAAUCACUCACUUUGCGCGGCUGUAAGACGGCUGCUGAAGGACUAUCUGACGCUGAUGGCGCAACUGGAACACCAAAUGCUGACGAAUCAGUCAUUCACUCUACAUGUACUUAAUCUGCAUACCAAGCAGACAAGCCACAUGCUGUUCCAGCUAUAUACUACAGGGAUCGAGCUGCUGAAGGCGAAUGGGAUAUUGGAGGACGACAAAGAAUCCGACUCUGAGGACGACACAGAGAACUUCGAGGCAAUACUGGAGUCAGUACGGGAGGGUGGAAAUGUUCAGUUGGGAACGAAGAAAAUAUGCAAGGGAGGAAGCGUGCUAGGACUUAUAACACGGCGGCUUGCUUCCAUGUCAGGCGACCCUGCAGCACGAGAGCUCCUCACUACGCUGUUACGAGAAGCAAGCAAACCAUACAUGGCGAUGCUGAACGAGUGGCUGCAUCACGGCGGCAUUCGAGAUCCACAUGCGGAAUUCAUGAUAAAAGAGUCGAAGAGCAUCAAGCGGGAACGCUUGGACCAAGAUUACACGGACGAGUAUUGGGACAAGCGUUAUACGAUGCGAGAUGCACUCGUACCACCACAGCUCGAAGGUGUGAAAGACAAGGUCUUGCUCGCCGGCAAGUACCUCAACGUUGUCCGCGAGUGCGGCGGCGUCGACAUCAGUGGCAAAGUCCAAGAUGUACCAACGAGCUUCGACGACGCCCGGGUCUUGGACAAUGUAAACUCUGCAUACGCCUACGCCAACUCUUCGCUCUUCGAACUUCUCCUCACGACCCACCAAUUGCCUGCGCGGUUACGAUCGCUCAAGCAUUACUUCUUCCUCGACCGGUCAGACUUCUUCUCGUAUUUCCUUGAGCUAGGCGGAUCAGAGCUCAAGAAACCAGCAAAGAACGUCAACGUCGGCAAGCUGCAGUCACUCCUCGACAUCAUCGUCCGACAACCCGGCUCCGUCGCGGCCGAAGACCCCUACAAAGAAGACAUCAAAGUACAAAUCAUCGAGACCGGACUGACCAACUGGCUCAUGAAGAUUGUCACUGUAACUGGCCUCGACCAAGAAGCCGCCAAUGCCGGCUCAAUCGCAAACUACACGCCCGCCACCACAGACAAAGCCUCCGUCACCGACGACAGCAAUCUCACCGGCUACGGCGCCCUCGUCUUCGACUACGCGAUGCCGUUCCCGCUCUCCCUCGUUGUCUCCCGCGUCACCCUCACCCGUUACCAGCUCCUCUUCCGCUACCUCCUCUCCCUGCGCCACCUUGAAAACAGCCUCGUCGAUUGCUGGGGCGAGCAGGGCAAGACGGCGACGUGGAAGCACCGUUCGCGCAACCCGCGCAUCGAGCUCUGGAAGCGCAAGGCCUGGACCCUGCGCGCCCGCAUGCUCGUCUUCACGCAGCAGUUGCUGUACUACUGCACCGCCGAGGUUAUCGAGCCCAACUGGGUCGCCCUCAUGUCGCGCCUCACGCAGGAGGACGCGCCGGACGCGCGGGCCAGGGCGCCGCGUGCGGACGGCGAUGCGGGUGUCAAGCGCACCGUCGACGAGCUCAUGCAGGACCACGUCGACUUCCUCGCGACGUGUCUGAAGGAGUGCAUGCUGACCAACAGCAAGCUGCUGCGGAUCAACAACAAAAUCACAUCGACCUGCCAAAUGUUCGCCGCCUUCACCCAGGCCCUCUCCCGCUACCUCAUCAUCUCGGACCCGGACCUCGUCGCCUCCGCCAACGCCGCCGCCGCCGCGUCUGCCCCCACCGCCAACCCCUUCGCGUCCCGCAAUGCAGGCCCCUACGUCUACGACCCCCACCGCGUCGACAAGAUGUUCGACAUGCUCGCCAAGUACGAGGACAAUUUUGCGCGCCACCUCAAGAUCCUGCUGGAUACGCUCAACUACCUUGCGGCGACCGAGACGGUCGUGUUUUUGAGCUUGUGCGCAAGACUGCAGUCUGCCGGCGAGGGGGGGAUGGUGGCCAUGGUGGUGGGGGAGGGGUUUGGAGUGUAG